AUCACAAAAUGUUUGGUUUACCACACUCUACCUCGCACCACCUCCGACGCCGCCAGCAGAACUACUCCUGGGACCAUGGCUACCUCUACCGAUCCGAACUCACCCCCGUCCCCUCCUACGAAGACCUCUCUAUACCCACUGCCAUCCACACUCCAAUCGAUCUCCCCUCUCGCGUCAGCGCUCUAAAUCGCCGCGCAGCUAUCGUCUCCGCUAAUCUUACUCAUCUCACCGCCGUCGUCAAGCCGCUUGAAACGAUCAAGCCCGAUGACCUGAGCGAAGCCCACCUCAGCGACAUGUGGGAGGAGGGUGUGUGCUUGGGAAAGGCAAUGGAGGAGUUCAAGGAGCAGAUGGAGGAAGUGAGCUUGAUACUGGAGGAGUUGCUCAUUGGUCGUAAGAAGGGAAUGAAGAUCUUUAGGGGGGUUGGCUUAGGCUUGGGCUUGGAGAGCAGUAGGAAUCUGUCUAGGGGCUUCAGUAGGAGGAGGGGCUUGGGCUUCUGAGUAUGGG
Alternaria rosae is the source of this 504-nucleotide messenger RNA. RefSeq lists its product as uncharacterized. Bases 9 to 497 code for a protein of 162 amino acids. The record is from RefSeq and is a predicted model, not a curated record. The transcript has a single exon. Lineage: Eukaryota; Fungi; Ascomycota; Dothideomycetes; Pleosporales; Pleosporaceae.